AUGCUGAAGAAUCCAGGUGCAGUCCUCGUUUUCAAGCCGAACACGAAGAGGGAGGAGGGUCGCAAGACCCAGUUGUCCAACAUACAGGCCAGCCGCGCCGUGAGCGAAAUCGUGAAGACGACGCUGGGCCCCAUGGCGAUGUUGAAGAUGAUGCUGGACCCGCUAGGCGGCAUAGUGAUAACAAACGAUGGAAACUCCAUUCUUAGAGAAAUUGACGUGGCACACCCGGCAGCCAAGUCGCUCAUCGAGUUAAGCAGAUCGCAAGAUGAAGAAGUAGGAGAUGGUACAACCUCCGUGGUGAUCCUCUCAGGAGAGUUACUCAGCAUAGCAGAGUUAUUUCUGAAGCAGAAGAUACACCCGACCAUAAUAGUCAACUGCUACAUGGACGCACUGAACAAGGUGGUGAAAUUUUUAGAUUCUAUUGCCAUCGAGGUGAACAUAAAUGAUGAAGCGAGUUUACUCAAAGCGAUUGAUUCUUGUCUGAGCACAAAGUUUGUCAACCGGUAUAACAAAAUGGUGAGUACUUUAGCUCUUCAGGCAGUGCAGUGUGUAAAAAUAGAAUCGAAUGUCAUGGGAAGGAAAGAAAUCGAUAUUAAAAGGUUUGCGAAGGUAGAGAAGAUUCCUGGAGGAGACAUCACAGAUAGUUAUGUCCUCAAAGGAGUUAUGCUGAAUAAAGACAUCGUUCAUCCGAAAAUGAGGAGACGAAUUAAGAACCCAAGGAUCCUUCUUCUCGAUUGUACCUUAGAAUAUAAAAAGGCAGAAAGUCAAACCAAUGUCGAAAUCCUUGAUGAAGAAACGUGGAAUAAACUUCUCCUACAGGAAGAAAUAGAAGUGAAAAAGUUAUGUGAACAUAUUAUAGACAGCAGAUGUGAUGUUGUCGUUACAGAGAAGGGAGUGUCCGAUCUGGCACAACACUUCCUCGUUAAAAAGAACAUCAGUGUUAUUAGGAGAGUUAGAAAAACGGAUCUAAACAGACUCGAACGAAUCAGUGGUGCUACCAUUGUAAACAGAUGUGACGAAAUUGUCGAAAGUGAUAUCGGAACCAAGUGCGGCUUAUUUGAAGUGAAAAAGAUUGGAGAUGAUUAUUACUCCCAUUUUGUAGAAUGUGAGAACCCACGGGCAUGCACCAUUCUACUUAGAGGAUCAACAAAGGAUGUACUUAACGAAAUCGAGAGGAACCUUCACGACGGAAUGAACGUGGCUAAGAAUAUAAUUUUGGAAGGAAAACUACUCUAUGGGGGGGGAUGCACUGAAAUGAGGGUCGGACAACACCUCAUCAGCCAAGCUAGCCAAUAUGAUGAUUCGAGGAAGAGCAUAAUGGAAGCCGUCGCUUCUGCUCUUGAGAUUAUUCCCAAAAUUUUGGCCCAGAACAGCGGAGCCAAUGUAGUAAAAACGAUUAACGAGCUGAGGAUAAGACACGAGACCCCUGGAGGGGAGAAGUUUGGGGUGGAUGGCAUCACGGGGGAGAUCAUCGAUGUGUCCACGGAGAACAUUUGGGACCUCCUUGCUGUUAAGAAGCAGAUAUACAAGAGCGCCAUCGAGGCAGCAGCCAUGAUUCUGCGCAUCGACGACGUCGUCAGCGGCAUCGGCAAGGAGGACAAGCUGCAGAAGCCCGUCCAGAGCGAGUUCGAGUAG
Messenger RNA from Plasmodium inui San Antonio 1, 1635 nucleotides. RefSeq names its product T-complex protein 1, gamma subunit. Gene Ontology annotation, molecular function: ATP-dependent protein folding chaperone; ATP hydrolysis activity; ATP binding. Gene Ontology annotation, cellular component: chaperonin-containing T-complex. Gene Ontology annotation, biological process: protein folding. The record is from RefSeq and is a predicted model, not a curated record. Lineage: Eukaryota; Apicomplexa; Aconoidasida; Haemosporida; Plasmodiidae. The coding region runs from base 1 to 1635 and encodes 544 amino acids. The transcript has 2 exons.